AUGAGUGGCAACUCUGCAAACUAUGACGUCGGAUAUCCGAUAUAUGGUGCUAAAUUUAUAAAUGAAGGCACUCUACUGGUGGCUGGUGGUGGAGGCCAGUUCAAUUCCUCGUUUCCAAACAAAAUUACAGCUUUAAAGGUGAACUUCCAGAAAAAGAAACACAUUAGAAGGUUUCGUGAGAUCACAUUAGAUUCGAUUGACGAUGCGCCCACUUCAUUGGAUUGUAAUAAUAACCUGAUUCUAGUUGGUUGCAAUGAACUGUUUAAUGAUUCCUCCAUGGAGAACGUUAACCACCACUUGAGGAAGUUUGUGUUUGAACAAGAACAUCUAAAAUUCGUGGCCAGUAUUGAUUUCAACAGAACUACAGACCCAUCCGUUUUCACUAAGUUUGUUUACAUUAAUCAAAGGGCCACAGUAGCUGCAAUUGCGUCCUCUGAAGUGCCCACUGUGAUAAGAAUCAUUGACCCGCGUAAUUUGACGGAAAAUUACGAAAUUGAAACGGGUAGGGAAGUUAAUGAUUUGCACUUCGCCCCUAACGGUAUUCUUUUGUCAUAUAUCACUUCUAAUUCUUUGGAAGUAGCGUCUGUUAGGGACGGAAAUUUUGUAGCAAGGAAAACGGAUUUUGAUAAAAAUCUUGUUCUUUCUAAUAUCAGGUUUCUCAAUGACAAUACGCUAUUAGUGGCAGCAUCAUUAUCGAACUCUGAUGGAGUUUCCUUGUUAAAACUAGGUGUGAGUUCCAAAGGUGUUAAAAUUUUAAAAACAGCAUCCUUCAUGUUCGAUUUGAAUGGAAUAACAUCGAUGGAUGUCUCCCCAAAUAAGAAGUUCGUUGCAUUAUCAUCUAACGAUAACUUGGUUGCCAUCGUCAGCGUUGAAAAGCUAAAGCUUGUUCAGUUGGUUCCAAGAGUACAUGAAUCUACUAUAACAAAAGUUACUUUUUCUCCAGAUUCUAGAUAUUUGGCAAGCACUUCUAUGGGGAACACGAUCAACGUUCUGAAGCUUUCCGGUACAUCGUCAUCAAUUUUACGAAAUAUUUGGAAAUUUUUCUUGAAUUUUGUUUUGUUAGUGGUUUUGGCUGGCGCUAUUCAACUAGGCUACAAACAUAAUGUGCACGGCUUUAUUUACAAACAUGCUCAUGAUAUAUAUAAGUCGAAAUUCAAGGAAAACACUACCAUAGACCAAGGAUCUUCUUCUUAUUUCACUAUUAAUGACGAUUACAGAGGCAUUACUGAAAGUGCAGAUAUCAUCAGCGCUACAGAUGUUGCUAGCGAUAUAGAGACUGAAUUUUCCUCAUUUGACACUAGCACUAUGAGAACCACCACAGAAGAUGAGCAAAAAUUUGUUUGGAUAUCGUCAUCAGCUGAUUCACAAUUCACUUCUGCAGAUAUCCCAACAUCAGCUUCUUCUUCUUCUUCUUCUUCUUCUUCUUCUUUCUAUGAAGAGAGUGUCACUAAUGAACCAAUUGUGUCUUCACCUACCUCUGAAAUUACGAAGCCGCUAGCCUCUCCUACAGAACCGAAUAUUGUCGAAAAACCAUCGCUUCCACUGAAUUCAGAGUCGAUAGAUUUGUUAUCCUCAUCUUCAAAUUCUAUCACAGAAUAUCCUGAGCCGACUCCUGACUUGGAGGAGAAAUUGUCCUCGUUAAUAGUAGAACAAUCAGAAAGCGAAAUAACAACAGAUAGAGAAAGCGUUUCAAAACUCUUAAGUACUGAAUCACCUUCGCUAUCACACAUGCCGUCUUCAUCUUCAUCUUCAUUAUCUCUUUCCUCAUCGUUAACAACUAGCCCUACUACAGCAUUAUCCACAAGUACCGCGACUGCGGUUACCACCACACAAACAAACCCCACCAAUGAUGCAGCCAACACAUCUUUUCUAGACAACUCAAAACCGGCAUCCACGAGAGAGAUUUAUAAGACAAAAAUAAUCACUGAAGUCAUUACAAAAAUUGAGUAUAGGAAUAUACCUGCAUCAGAUUCCAAUGCAGAAGCCGAGCAGUAUGUUACAACAUCUUCUUCAAUGUUGUUGACGCCCACAGACACUAUGGUUUCUUCGCCCGUCUCCGAAAUUGAUCCCAUAGCAUCAGAAUUAGAGCGUAUGGUUGAAACACCUACGCAUUCUAUUUCUAUAGCAUCCGAAUUUGACUCAGUUGCGUCUAAUUUGAUCCCAAAUGAAGAAAUUUUGUCAACAUCAGCAUCCCAGGACUCUAUUUCCUCGCAUCCGAGUACAUUUUCUGAUUCAUCUAUAACCUCUGGCUUCCAGUCAAUAGAAGUAUCGACUGUAACUUCUUCUGUUCUUGCUUCUGAAUCAAUCCCUUCAAUCUCAGAUUCCACUUUUUCUAAAUUUCAUUCCAUCUCUGAACCUGUUUCAUCAGCUAUUGUGGAGACGGCAACUAGCUCAUUCUCAAAAACAGAAACGAAGACUUCGAGAGUAAUUGCUUUCUCUACCGAGGAUUCAGAACGCUCCAGUGCCUUGAUUGAUAAUUCGGAAUACACCAGUGUGUUGGCUGACAAUUUGGAACCCACUAGUGUUUUGGCUGACAAUUCGGAACCCACUAGUGUUUUGGCUGACAGUUCGGAACCCACUAGUGUUUUCACUGAUGCUGUACAAUCACCUAAGACGAGUGUUGGUCAAUCUUCCCUAUCAGAAUCCACAAAUAUUGAAGGGACUUCUAUGGCAUCUAUGAUCUUUAGUAGUAGUGGUGCUUCAAUUGGCGCUCUGUCUGAUAUAGGCAAGGGAACUUUAUCCGUGGAGAGCGCGUCAAGCACAGUAGCUCAGCCGAUGCCAGGUGUAACCACAACAGCACCAUCUUUUGUAAGUAGCCCUCACAAAAUAUCUGCUAGUUCAAUUGAUGCAUCAGGAUUUGUACAGAAAGAAAUAAUGAUAGAAGUACAGUCAUCAAAAGAUUCAUCUGAAGCGUUUGGGGUACGCCACAAAAUCAGCGAAAAUGUAAAUACUCCUGUUUCCCGAAUGCUUACGACGGAAAUGCAGGCAUCUGGUACGGUAGAUGUUACCGAAGACGUCUCUCUAUCUAGUGAAGUUAUUUCAGCACUUAACGUGGAGAUCACUUCUUUGCCUAAUCCAGUGGCCCCUCCGCAAACAAUUGCAGCACCUUUGAAUAAUAAUUCGAAUACAAACAUUGUCAACGAUGAUAAUGCAGUAGCAGGAACCGUAAACUACGCUGGCCUUCAUGACGAAUUGUGA
Messenger RNA from Saccharomyces cerevisiae S288C, 3198 nucleotides. RefSeq names its product GTPase-activating protein SED4 (gene SED4). Lineage: Eukaryota; Fungi; Ascomycota; Saccharomycetes; Saccharomycetales; Saccharomycetaceae. Bases 1 to 3198 code for a protein of 1065 amino acids. Gene Ontology annotation, cellular component: endoplasmic reticulum; Golgi membrane; endoplasmic reticulum membrane. The transcript has a single exon. Gene Ontology annotation, molecular function: guanyl-nucleotide exchange factor activity; GTPase regulator activity. The record is from RefSeq and is marked reviewed.